AUGUCGACUGCCCUUCCGGCUUCCCGGAGGUCUCAGGCGCAAGAGGAACUCAAUCGCACAAUCCGGUCGCUCAGCUUUGAUUUCCAGCUCGACCUUGAGCUUCCCGACCCGACUCUGUCGCCCAGUAAGCGCCGGCUACAGCGUCGCACAAAGGAGCAGGAACGUGCGGAUUCCAUCUACCGUCGCGCGCACUACCUCAAGUUCCAAGAUCCCAACCGUCUCUCGAGAUGCUUUGGCCGGUUUCGCGAGCAGGCCGACGAGCAUCUGAGGCAUUGGGUCGAGAAGCCCCGCGCCGAUCCGGACACCACUCCAAGAGCAACCAAUGGCCCACAUCGUUCCCGCUUGAGCCCCGAAGAGCGGGCCGAGCUCCAGGAGUUUCUCCUGCAGCUGCUUAAAGAUGACAACCUUGUUAACCAACCGCGAGCGAGAUACUCGAAGCGUAAUUCGGAUGAGUUUCCGGAUCCCAGUGCAAAGCGAUACAGAAACUCCAUAGAUGGUCCUGGCGCAGACUCGCCCUGCAACAGUGUCGAUGACAUCCCAGUUCGAUCCAGCACUUCGAGUCGCUCAUUCGCGGGAUGGCCCGCAGCUCACGACGCAGGUACAGCUGCUGCUACCACACGCUCUGCCACACGGUCUAGCACACACUCCAAUGGCGUCCAAAGUGCAACCACCAGCUUUUCCAAUUCCCAUGCCUUGUCUUUUGGAAAUAGAUCCUUCAACUCCAGCAAAGUUUCACUCGCUCCGACUGUCUUUUCUGCUGCCAAUGAUGACUGUGCGGCCAGUACUCAAACAACUGUCAUGACCAACCAGUCAUUCAAGGAUCCUCAGACUUCGUUUUCUCGCAGCAUACGACAAUUCGAAUAUCAACCCCUUGCUGAGCCUGUCAAAAGACGUGUGGAUUGCGAACCGGUACCCUUUUCGGUGAACAAAUAUGAACACCAAGGGCCAGCCGAACCCGUUGAUGAGCCAGUGCUCCCGCCUGUGGUAUUCCCACCCGUGGAAAAGCCUCGGCCUGUCAUCCGGCCUCAGCCCCUUGAUAUCAGAUUCGAGGCCCCUAUUAGGUCGAGCAGCCCUGCCACGGCCUACUCCAGCGUCCCGGAAAUGGCUGACCUGGACACGCCAGUUCUCGGAACUCCAGUGUUUGCGAAAGAGCCGUCAUCGUGCGCCCUAACUGAUAGGCUACGAAACAUCUGGCCCAAGUUUCCAAUUCCUGGAUUGAAUCAUGCUCCUUUGAUCAUCUUGUGGGAGCUCACACGCGCUGCGGUUCACUGCCAGGUGGACCUGUCACAAUGGGACAUUGAUUACAAGCCCAACGAUACCUGGCAUGAUCAGAGCAAGUUUCGUGGUCAGAUCUUGCUUUCACAUCGACUUUUCGUGGGUCAAGGACUGCCUCCUGCUUGUGAACGCGCUGCCUGGGAUGCAGCCUUGGGCACUUUUGCAGCCCAAGACAAGACGGUAGCCUUGCUUGCAGAGCUGGCUUACAACACUGAGGAUUCUGGUCCAUUGUACCGACUCAAGCUUCAGCCGCCUCGACUUGAACUUGGACAUCGACUGGCUCGUCGAUUCGGCGCGGACCGUUUCAUGGAGAUUGUGAUGCCAAGUCCAACUUCCAGAGAUGCUCCGGACGUUAUCAAGCAGGAUGAAGGGGGCCCGAACAAGGUCAUAAGAUGGCUGACUGACAGUUCCCAUUAUUUUGUAGGUCGUACAUGGGUGCCGUUCUUUACGCGUGACGCAAAGAAGACGGUCAAGGAUCCCAAGCCUCCCCACAAGAGCAUGACCAUCAUGCAGGAGCGCGUCUACUUCUUUGCAACUGAUGGUAACAACUUCCGUCUCCCUGAUCAUCAGUAUCCACCACAGGAAGAGGCAAUAAGCCCUAGGAAUCGCACGAAGAUGCGGCGCUGUGACCUCUUGAACUGGGCCAUUGGCGUUGAGCGCAACUGUCGGCAGCCCGUUCCGAAAUUGUUUUCUCGACUUGCUCUCAACCUCAGUAAAACGGUCCCCACCAUUGUCCUUGAGCCGAACCAGUUUCGCCAUCAAGACACCAUGUUGGGCUUUCACAAAUACAUGAGGGAAGAAGACAAAAAGUCCCAGCAAGACAUGGGUGAUGGUAUCGGCCGAAUGUCCCGAACCCUUGCUCGCAAGGUGGCGACUCAUCUUGGUCUCUUGGAAGCCCCUUGUGCGUUCCAAGCCCGUAUCGGCAGCGCCAAGGGGAUGUGGAUUGUCGAUGUUGAGGAUGACGGCCUUGACGACAACGAUUGGAUAGAGACAUACCCGUCUCAAAGGAAAUGGGAGUGCGACUACCUGGACGUUCACCACCGGACGUUCGAGGUGCGUGAGUGGUCGAGGGAGCUGAGGCCGGCAGCUCUCAACCAACAAUUCAUUCCCGUUCUGGAGGCUCAGGCUCCCAGACCCCGUCUCAUGCGGGAUGCCAUCGCCGCUCACCUGGUCAAUGGCCUUGAUGAAGAGAUUGGUGGCCAAAUGGCUGCCAUGGCUCACCCCACCAAUCUUCGCGGCUGGACACAUCGUGGAUUCGAUCGCUCGAGUGUUGGUCAUAUCCCAUUCUUGGGGGGUCUACCAGAGCGAGAUGAAGACGUCAUUUCGUACCUGCUAGAUGCAGGCUUCGAGGCUACCAAGUGCCGUCACCUGAGGGACCUUGUCUGGAGCAUGCAGAAGCGGCAGGCGGAUCAACUCAAAGCGAAGAUGAACAUCAAGAUCCCGCGCUCAACCUAUGCGUACAUGGUUGUUGACUUUACUGGGACAUUGGAAGAAGGGGAGGUUCAACUUGCUUUCUCCUCCAAGUUCCAAGCCGACGGCGAGUCAGACACACUACUGGAUGGCAUCGACAUUUUGGUCGCUCGAGCACCAGCCCAUUUUGUCAGCGACAUCCAAAAGGUCAAGGCAGUAUUCAGACCUAACCUCAAGCGGUUGAAGGACGUGAUUGUCUUUUCUUCCAAGGGAAAAUCGCCACUUGCUGAUCUUCUCUCUGGCGGUGACUACGACGGUGACAAGGCUUGGGUUUGUUGGGAUCCUCAAAUCGUCAAUAACUUCAGCAAUGCGGCCAAGCCUGUGGAACCUGACCUUGUGGAGCAGGGAUAUCUUCGAAAGUCCAACCCGAGCUUUGAAUCGAUCCUGAGCACAAGCAUUGAUGUGGACAGUGCCUGUGCCGACUUCCUGCACUCGGCUAUUUCUUUCAGCAUGCAGCCAUCCUACUUGGGCAUCUGUACCGUGUUCAAAGAGAAGCUCUGCUAUUUUGAAAGGGGCGUCAACAGUGAACGAGCCGUGGCACUCAGCACACUGGUCAGUCUUCUUGUCGACCAAGCCAAACAGGGUCUGCUUUUCACACGCGAGGACUACGAACGACUCAAGCGCGAUAUGAAAAUGCAAGGCAAAGACCCCGAGUACCACAACGAUAGAAGCUCGACGUACACCAACAGAGAUAACUCCAGUCAUAUUCUUGACUACCUCAAGUUUGAUGUCGCCGAAAACACCGUUAGAAUAGCGUUGACGAAAUUCUACAACGCUCUCUACGGCCACGAAGUGUACGCCUGGGACAAGGACUUGGCCCGUCUCAAUGAUGAAUUUGAGGCCCAGAAAGAAGGCUCCAGGAUCAUUAAGAGACUGAUGGAGGUCCUGCACGCCAAGGUCUCGGAAAUGACCAAGGAAUGGAAAGUGACAAUGGCCGCCAGCAAGGCUGACACCCAAAACAAUGAAUUUGGUGCCAAGGUUAAGGAACUCCACCAAAAGUGGUCUUCAUUCCAGCCGCCGGCCGAGCUGAUGACUUCCAGACAAGUCAAGCCUCUCCUUGAUUCCUGGAAUGGAGACCCAGCGCUAAGCAAAUGGGAGCUCCUCAAGGCAUCGACCAUGUUCAAGCUCGGCUACAAGUUCGCGUACAACAUGGUCUGGCGACUCUCGGGUCAGCAGUAUGCGUGGAUGAAGGCUAUGAUGUCUCGUGGGGGAUUUGACGUGAGCGCCGUGGCCGUCACGGCAGAGAUGUGGAGUAUCCUUCGACCAGAUAACAGGCGCAUCGCGGCGCUGACUGCUCGACGCCAGGCUGGACAUGACAAUGAGAGUCUGUCGGCGCUGGAGGAGGUGAUGGAAUAUGAUGAGGACGGUACCCAGAUCGACGAUGCUUAG
Fusarium keratoplasticum is the source of this 4134-nucleotide messenger RNA. Its product is annotated as RNA-dependent RNA polymerase. The record is from RefSeq and is a predicted model, not a curated record. The transcript is spliced from 3 exons. The coding region runs from base 1 to 4134 and encodes 1377 amino acids. Gene Ontology annotation, cellular component: nuclear RNA-directed RNA polymerase complex. Gene Ontology annotation, biological process: siRNA processing. Lineage: Eukaryota; Fungi; Ascomycota; Sordariomycetes; Hypocreales; Nectriaceae. Gene Ontology annotation, molecular function: RNA-directed RNA polymerase activity.